UCUGAAAAUGAUAAAAUUUGUUAAUGGGACAUUCGUUGCAAACUUCAUAUCAAAAUAAUUAACCUAAAAGUUUGUGUCAUCAUUUCGCUUGAGUUGUUGACUGUGAAAACCGAGAAAAACGCUAAAAUUUAGCAAGUGUUUUAGUACGUCUGCAAACGUUUUCGUGGAGUUUUUCUUGAAUGAUGUCCCACCUUUCGCGACAGGAGAUCAGUGAUGUUCAGCCUGACCUUGAGAAGAUAGUGGUCCAUGCAUUGGGAACAUUAAAUACAAACGUCCUGCAGAUUGUGCAGUCAUCCUUAUACAGUGGCUAUGAUCGACGGAAAAUUAGUGAGAAAUUGACAACACUUGUGGAUGGGAAGAUAUCUGGACGACUUCUAGAUAGAAUGGAAAGUUGGCUAGUAUCGUACCAGAACGGCCAAAAGAUGCGGAAGCGUCAUCACGAAGAAGGGCAGCGUGAGAGAGAAUCAAAGAAAGGUCGAAUGGAUGUAGUAGGUGCACCAAAGAGUCUAUUGCAUACUCCGGAAGUGCCUCAAACACCAAUGGACUCUCAAUUUAGGCAACCCGUUGAUAGUAGUGUGAAACUGACAUCGGAUCGCAUAAAGCAAAUGAUGCUCAAUGCACAGCGAGAAAUUGAGGAACGUAAGAGAGUUCUCAAGAAUGCUACGAGUACAAAAUCAUUGGCUGACCCAUCGCAUGAGUCAAAGGAAUCCUCAAUGCUGAAAUCCCCAAUAUUACCAUCAAUGGGCAAUACCCCGGAGGAUAUUGAGCGUGCACAGAAAAUUGCAAAUCUUCAAGCUCAAAUAAAAGCAAAAUUGUCGGGUUCCCUGGCAAAGAUUAUGACGCCCGUGAGUGAAAGACCAAAACCCCUAAUUCUCGAUAGCGAAGGAAGGACCGUGGAUAAGAGUGGCAGGGAAGUAAAUAUACCCACAUUGGCACCAACACUCAAAGCAAAUAUUAGAGCUAAAAAGAGGGAGGUAUUCAAUAAAGCACAAUUGAGUGAUCGUCAGGCGGAAGAACAGAGUGAAACGCACUUCUACGAUGAUCGUAUCAAUUUAAAAACACCCGUACGAAAUAAGAGAUCCCUCCGUUUCCAUGAGCCUGGGAAAUUUCAGCAAAUGGCCGAGAAGAUGCGUAUGAAGAAGCAAUUGGAAAAAUUGCAAAAUGAAAUAAGUCAAAUUGCUCGACGUACUGGUAUUAGUUCUGCAACAAAAUUGGCCCUUAUUGCUCCAAAACAGGACAAUUACUCAGACGAUGUACCCCAGAUGGAAUGGUGGGAUUCAGUUAUCCUCAGCGACGAUUUGCAUACACUGAAGGAUGGCAAAAUUUCAAUUAGAGAUGCCUCGAUUACGAAUCUAAUUGAACAUCCCACGCAAAUGAAACCGCCAAGUGAACCGUUGAAGCCAAUAUACCUACCAGUUUUCCUCACGAAGAAAGAAAGAAAGAAGCUACGUCGUCAAAACCGUCGUGAAGCAUGGAAGGAGGAGCAAGAAAAAAUUCGUUUGGGACUUAUCUCACCGCCAGAGCCCAAAUUGCGUAUCUCCAAUUUAAUGCGUGUCCUUGGCACAGAAGCUGUGCAGGAUCCAACAAAAAUUGAAUCCCACGUCCGUGAACAAAUGGCAAAACGACAAAAAGCCCACGAAGAGGCCAAUGCUGCACGAAAAUUAACAACAGAACAGAAGCGUGAGAAGAAAAUUCGUAAAAUUAAAGAAGAUACAAGCCUCGGGGUCUGUGUGGCUGUGUACCGUGUUAAGGAUUUACAAGAGAAUCUGAGUAAGAAGUUUAAAGUUGAAACGAAUGCGAAACAACUCCAUAUGACUGGGGUAAUUGUACUCUUUCGCGAUUGCUGUGUGGUUGUCAUAGAAGGUGGUCCGAAGCAACAAAAGAAAUUCAAGAGACUCAUGCUGAAUCGCAUAAAAUGGAGUGAGGACUUGGUGAAGAAUGCUGAUGGGAAUCAAGUUCCAAAUAAUUGUUCUCUCGUUUGGGAAGGUACCAGCCAGAGGAGGCAUUUUGGAGAAAUUAAAUUUAAGAAUUUCCCAAUGGAAAAAAUGGCGAGAGAAUUCUUUCAAAAAUAUGCAGUUGAACAAUAUUGGGAUUUAGCAUACUCUGGUGCUGUUCUAGAAGCUUCAGAGGAUUCAUAAGAAAAUCUAACAUUAAUUCUAUGGCGUUCUACUCUUCUCGUCUCUGUUUUUUUUUUUCAUAAAACUAUGUAGAAUAGUUGAAAUAAUAAAUAAACAUGAUUAGAAAAAAA
Lutzomyia longipalpis is the source of this 2248-nucleotide messenger RNA. It is a transcript of the gene Prp3, whose product is annotated as U4/U6 small nuclear ribonucleoprotein Prp3. NCBI's taxonomy places the organism in Eukaryota, Metazoa, Arthropoda, Insecta, Diptera, Psychodidae. The record is from RefSeq and is a predicted model, not a curated record. The transcript is spliced from 3 exons. Gene Ontology annotation, biological process: mRNA splicing, via spliceosome. Gene Ontology annotation, cellular component: U4/U6 x U5 tri-snRNP complex. The coding region runs from base 180 to 2138 and encodes 652 amino acids.